Lasiosphaeria miniovina is the source of this 3594-nucleotide messenger RNA. RefSeq lists its product as uncharacterized. Bases 1 to 3594 code for a protein of 1197 amino acids. The transcript has 3 exons. Lineage: Eukaryota; Fungi; Ascomycota; Sordariomycetes; Sordariales; Lasiosphaeriaceae. Gene Ontology annotation, molecular function: protein binding. The record is from RefSeq and is a predicted model, not a curated record.
AUGUCAUGGAUCUCAUGGGCGUCGCUGGUGCCUACGCUUCUCGUCUGCUCGGCCACGCUCGCCUGGUGGUUCACCGAGCCUAAGAACGCACGAAUCAACCUCAUCGCCGCUGUCGGCGUCGUGCUCUUUGGCUGGGCGGUCGCGCCCGACCUGUCCCGCGGCCUGUCCUCGUCUCUAUACAUGCUGUGUGUGAAGUUGGUCGCCGCCUUGCAUCUCGACCUGCUGGUUGCUAAGCGUGCCGACAUGCUGUUGACGGGCGCCGCCGUUGCAUGGUACCUUCUUGCUGAACAGAAUUGCGCGCGUGUCUGCAGGCUAGUGCGAAGGGCAUGGCAGACGCUGUGGAAACCCGUACCCGAGCUCAUCAGCAUCCUGGGUGUCGACGUCCCCGACCCGCCAGAUGUCUCGCUGGCGGGCAUCCGAGCCGAUGCGGCCACGGUGAACUGGUCGCGCCCUCCGGCGAACCGUUCGGUCCAAAAGUUCUUGAUUCAGGUCAACGGAGUAGUCGUGGGGGAAGUUGCUGCGAACCAGGAGCCGGCAAUUGUUGUCAGUGGCCUGAAGCCUAAUCACUUCUACAACGUGCGCGUGAUCGCGGUGGGCUCCAACAACUUUCAAUCGGGGAGUCGAGUCAUCCGUCUGCGCACGUUUGGCCGCGACGGGCGGCCCCAGCUCGGAAACUCUCGGCUUCCGUCUAACUUUAUGGCAGAGGAGCCCCAUGCCUCGGCCCAGGGAGAAUACACAGACGACAAUGGAGUGCUACGGAACUCGUUCCCGGCACUCGAAACAGCUGCGCCUCCAGAUGUCGUUGCGUCGCCGGCUCGAGACGGAUCCGCUGCUGCCGGGUCCGGGCCGCGCCGUAACACCGUUACACGGCGCCACUCGCCGUCAACCACAAGCAUCGACCAACCGGCACAGACGCGGGACGAGAUAAACGCCAAUGCCAAGAAAACGCUGCCGGAAUUGACGGAAAGGUUCGAGUGCAUUCGACACGAAACGGAUGACGUGGUAUCUCUUAUCGCAAAGGAGGAGGCCGACAAUAGGCGGCUACUUGAAGAGCUCGAAGCCGAGAAACGGGAGAAGAAGAAGGAGCAGAAGAAGAAGGAGGAGCAGACAGAGAAGCUCAAGAGAGAUGUCAACUCCACCGACCGGUCAAUGCGUAACGCAAUGCAGCGUAAGGCACAGAGGGAGAAGUCUUUGAAAGAGAAGCAGCAAGAGCGGUCCAAGUACCACGACAACAUCACCAAAUGGGAGAGAGCUAUGGAGGACAUGCAGCGAGAGCGCGAGAGUUUUGACCAGCAGAUGCGAGAUCUCGAAGGGGAACGGGACGAGAAAGCUGAACGUUUUCGUGUAGAGAACGGCGACCUGCAUGCCGAAUGCUCGCGUCUAGAAACCGAACUGAAGGAGAGGAGGGAGCAGGUUAAAGUGUUGGAAGAAGCCCGGAAGAAGUUGCCGGGCGGGGAAGAGGAUGACGAAUGGCGCGAGAAAGAGACCGAGAUGAGGCGCGACUGGCAGCGGAGGCAUAGGGAGCUCCACGAGAGCUUCACGCUGGAGUCGAAACGUGCGAGGAGCCUCGACGAGCAGCUUCGCGUCCUCAGCAUGCAGGUGCAACACAUCCCCCAGUCGGGCUAUGGCAUGUAUAACCAGCCAAACUCGUCUGGCGUGGAAUUCGACAACAAUCCGGCUCUCAGCCAGUUCAAAAGACGGAGCCGGAAUAGCAACUCCCUCUCUAGUGUUUCGAUUUCAUCGCCUUUGCCAGCAUACUCUCAGAUUGAUCCAGCCGCGUCUGGCAUCCCUCCCGGAUUUGCCAGCUCACGGUCCGCAAAUGCGCCUCCGGGAUUUGCGCCUGGACCAUUCAUGAGUCUGGCGGCAGAGAUGCCGCAACGGCUCGAUGAAGCUGGUAUCAGAGGGGCGUCGGCUCCCCUUAGUCCAACGGCCACCAUGCUUCUCCCAUCUAACAUUUUGGACGACAUGGAUUUUGACGAUCCGAGUCCCAUCUCUAAAUAUGGCCCCGACCCAUUUUUCCCGCAUAACAAUAACUCACCCCAGCACGAUCCUCAGUCGCCCGCGUCGUCGGGCAGAUCGAUGAGCAUCCUCUCGAGCCCUCGGGGAUCCUCGCAGAACCUCCCUUUCCCUCCAUUUUCGAGCGACGCCAUGGAUAGGCACUCGCUCAAUGCCACGGUCACGGUGUCGCCACCAACGACAGAGGCGUCUACCAACAAACUUGGCAGCCUUUUCUCCUUCCAGCGAUCCAGACCUGCUAAAGAAGUUAUAGAGAAGGAAGGCCCCCUGCUGGGAAGUCUGAAGCAGGGACAGAGCCAGUCAUUCCCUAGGCAGACGGAUGAGCCCGACGCUCUGACUAACAAGCGUCGUAUCAGCCUGUCUGGCACGUGGAACAUGUUCAACCGGAACUCGGCCGGGCCGGACAUCAUGGAAGGACACGCGACGAAUCUGCGCAUGUUUUCGGCGAGGAGCUUAAACCCCUUUUCGAGCUCCCACCGGGCUGCUGGGGGUAUCUACGCCGAGCGUGACUCUAGUAGCCCCCGGCCUGCCAGCAUUGCGUCCUCGGACUUCCCGCGGCCUUCUACGGAUUCGAGCUCGAUCUGGGGACCCCCCGGAGACGUAUCCCAGCUUGGGAAACAACCUCGUCUGUGGUCGCCGGACGUACCCUGGUCCCGAAAUCCAUCCCGUCGGCCAUCUCUCCAUGGGUCGCCGUCUGCACUGAAGACAACCCUGGCAUCCGCAGACGACGAAAUAUUGGACGAUGAUAACAUGUCCAAUGUCAAUAAUGUUGGAGUCAUCGGAAGCCGGCCGCCUCAGCAUUCGUCCAAAGCGGCUCUUGCACGCCUGAACCCAAAUGCGCCAGCAUUUAUUGGCUCGCUGUUUAAAUCAAAGCCCGAGAAGGAAAGAGAGGGCAAGGACAAGAGCAAGGCGAAGGACAAGUCUAAGGACAAGGGUAAAGACUCGAAAGACAAGGCCAAGGGCAAAGAGGCGGCGACGCCCGACACCCCGAACGGUUUCACCUUUGAGAUUGAUUCGCCCACGGAGUCGCGACAAUCCCGUGACGGAUUCUCGGUACAUACGCAGACUUCGGUCUCGGAGUCACGCGACUCGCUGUCUCUUGACCAAUCCUUUUCCAACACGCCGUCGGAGCCGGCUAGCACCGGGCUCUCGGCGAAUGUCAAAGACGAGAACGUUGUUCGCAAGCUGUUCCGCAAGAGCAGUUCUAGCAAGUUCAGCCUUCCCGGGCGACUUGGCGGCAAGGACUCGAGCCUGUUUAAGAAGGGCCCGGGCAGCACGGCCAGCGGCGGCGCUUCUGACAAAGGGGCCUCUCUUGACCGGUCUAGCCUCGGCGACUUUGACGACAUUGGCGACGAAGCGUAUAAUACCAGCUUCUCGGGCCGCGGCUACGACAGCGUCACAAGCAGCCCCAGCCUCGCGGCCGUGACGAGCGUCAAGAGCAAGGACAGCGCCAAGACGCCGGUACGCUGGCUGAGUACGUUUGGCAAGAAGGGCAAGAAGGAAAAGGAGAGCCUGGACCUGGAGCGGGUGCAGACGUACGAGUCGGAGGACACUAGCGAGGACAUGUAUCGGAGCUAG